AUCUCCAUCUUCACUCUUCUUCUUCUGUGAAGCUUCUCUCUUCUCUCUCUCUCUAGACACUCACAUUCAUUCUUUGCUUCACCCUUUUAAAUCACGAGAUCCCCAUCUCUUUCACUUUCCCUUCCAUGCCUUUGUUCAUAGUAUCUAAUCCUCCUCCCUUCGUCUCCUUCUCCACUCUUCGCCGUCUCCAUUAACGGCCAUUUGAAACCUUACCGAGAAACGUCCGUUAGAGUUUCCUUCCAUCAUUCACUGAUCUCGUUUUGAUUUUUUUCUUAACCGGAAAAUAAAAUAAAAAAAUGUCACCGUCAGGUAAACCGGUCCCUCCCCGUGAUUCAUUAACCUCCGAGAUUAAUAAACCGGAUUUUCGCGAGCUAGAUCUCGGUUCACCGGUUUCUCCGCUCCGUUCUCAGCCACGUGGACUCACCACAACCACAACAACAACAAGCAGCAGCAGCUCUAGCUCCUCCGGAUCUGUAACUAGACAUCCCCCGGUUAUCGGAAGAUCCGGUUCGGUUCGCGGUAGUCAAUCCGGUUCGAGUAGUGGCAACCUGAGAACGAGUCAAGCCAGAUCCGACUCGGUUACUUCCAACUCACAACCACUCGUCUCCUCUUCCACUCAAAGCUCCGCCACUUCUCCAGCUACGGCGGCGAAUGUGCUUCCCACCGGAAACAUCUGCCCCUCCGGGAAGAUCCAACUCACCGGAAUGACGCAGAGCCGCUCGAGAAGCGACGUUCUCGGAUCCGGCACGGGAACGUACGGACACGGCAGCAUAAUGCGAGGCGGAGGAGGAAGCGGCGUAUCUCCGGCGAAGCCUGUUGCUCCGGUGACCGUCGGUGGUUCCAUCAGAAGCAGUCCCGCCGCGAUGUUAGGUUCGGACGCAGAGGAAGUGAAGAGAGUAGGAAACGAGAUGUAUAGGAAAGGUUUGUUCGGCGAGGCUUUGAGGUUGUACGAUAGGGCGAUAGCUUUGUCGCCGGCCAACGCGGCUUACCGGAGCAACCGAGCCGCUGCGUUGACGGGUUUGGGUCGAGUCGGUGAAGCUGUGAAGGAGUGUGAAGAGGCUUUGAGAUUGGAUCCCAACUAUGGAAGAGCUCAUCAACGUUUGGCUUCAUUGCUUAUUAGAUUAGGACAGGCUGAUAGUGCAAGGAAGCAUCUUUGUUUUCUUGGGAAACCAUCAGAUCCUAUGGAACUGCAGAAGCUUGAAGCUGUUGAGAAACAUAUGAGCAAGUGCGCAGAUGCGAGAAGGCUUGGUGAUUGGAAAGCUGCUUUGAUGGAAGUAGAUGCAGCUAUUGUCUCUGGAGCAGACUUUUCUCCACAGCUAGCUAUGUGUAAAGUAGAAGCACUCUUGAAACUUCACCGGCUUGAUGCUGCCCAUUCAAAGCUAUUAGAAGUUCCCAAAGUAGAGCCGUUUCCAGCAUCUUGUUCUCAGUCUCGGUUCUCUGGUAUGGCCUGUGAAGCUUAUACGCAUUUCGUCAAAGCUCAAGUCGAGAUGGCUUUAGGAAGGUUUGAAAAUGCAGUGAUGGCUGCUGAGAAAGCUAGCAAAUUAGAUCCACGAAGCAACGAAGUUGCCAUGUUACACAAUACCGUUACAUUGGUCGCUAGGGCUCGUGUUCGCGGUAACGAUCUCUACAAAUCAGAAAGAUACACCGAAGCAAGCUCAGCUUACGCAGAAGGCCUUAGGCUUGACCCUUGCAACGCUAUUCUAUAUUGUAACCGAGCAGCUUGUUGGUUCAAACUUGGAAUGUGGGAACGCUCUAUCGAAGAUUGUAACCACGCGCUGCGGUUCCAGCCACGUUACACAAAGCCUCUUCUCCGUAGAGCUGCCUCAAAUAGCAAGAUGGAGACAUGGGCGGCUGCAGUGAGUGAUUACGAAGCGUUGAGAAAGGAACUGCCUCAUGAUAAGGAAGUUGCUGAAUCUUUGUUUCAUGCUCAAGUCGCGUUGAAGAAGUCUCGUGGAGAGGAAGUUUUGAAUAUGGAGUUCGGUGGUGAAGUUGAGGAAGUUUACAGCCGUGAACAGUUUAAAGCUGCCAUGAAUCUACCAGGAGUUUCGGUUAUCCACUUCUCGACGGCCUCUGAUCAUCAAUGCAAGCAGUUAUCUCCGUUUGUGGACUCGUUAUGUACUCGCUAUCCUACUAUACACUUCCUCAAGGUGGACAUAGAUAAAUGUCAGUCUAUAGGUAAUGCAGAGAACGUGAGGGUUGUGCCGACAGUGAAGAUAUACAAGAACGGUACUCGUGUAAAGGAGAUUGUCUGUCCAAACAAAGAAGUAUUGGAGUACUCAGUGAGACACUAUAGCAGUUAGUUAAUACACUUUUAAAUCCACUCUUUUUCACUCAUUACCCUCAAUAAUCCCACUUAACAUCAUCACCAGGGAACCUCAUUAGUGUAGAGUUUUCAGCUCUUUAUGAUUUGUUCAUUCAUUCCCCCCCUCUUCAUUGCCCUGUGAUGUGUUUCUUCUUCCAUUCAUUUUUCUCAGAUUGAGAUUUGCAUUCGCUCCUCUUCGUCAGCCUUCACUUGUUUAGGUAUUGACAAGUGUUUACUGGUUGGAGAUUACUCUUGUGUACAUAAGAGAAGUUUGUAUGUGAGUGAAGCAGGGGGCUUUGCUAAAAUGGGCAAAAGAGGAAGAUUUGGAUUCUUCAUUUUUUUUUCUCUUUGUUACUCUUUAGAGCGUAGUGAACCAUCUUGUCAUUCCAUUUCUCCUCUUUGUCACAACAUUUUCAUCAAUAAAAAGAUAUAACUAUUUUCA
Molecule: messenger RNA, 2744 nt
Organism: Brassica oleracea var. oleracea
Lineage: Eukaryota; Viridiplantae; Streptophyta; Magnoliopsida; Brassicales; Brassicaceae
Product: TPR repeat-containing thioredoxin TTL1
Exons: 6
Coding region: 297-2300 (667 amino acids)
Cellular component (GO): cytoplasm
Molecular function (GO): protein binding
Source: RefSeq, a predicted model, not a curated record